UUUCGAAUGAAAAAUGAAAAUUUUUCGCACCUUUUUGCUCUUGUAAAUUUCCCGCCAUACACUUUUAAUAAUACUCGUGCCAUCUGUUCUUUUCUUCAUUGUGCACUUUCUUUCGUGUGAUCGUUGUUCUCAUCUUAGUACCUUUUAUCCGCAGUAAUUCGCGUUUAAUUUAUCGAUAACUUCGUAAUCACCAACCGAUCAAAAUGUUCGAAGCCAGAUUAGUCCAAAGUUCCAUCUUGAAAAAGAUCCUGGAAGCUAUAAAAGAUCUACUGAACGAGGCAACUUUCGAAUGCUCAGCUUCCGGUAUACAGUUGCAAGCUAUGGAUAAUUCUCACGUCAGUUUAGUAUCCCUCAAUCUACGAAGUGAUGGCUUCGAUAAGUACAGAUGCGAUAGGAACUUAUCCAUGGGAAUCAACUUGGCCAGUAUGACCAAAAUCAUGAAAUGCGCUGCCAACGACGAUGUAAUGACGAUGAAAGCUCAAGAUAACGCCGAUACUGUCACGUUCGUGUUUGAGUCACCUAAUCAAGAAAAAGUCUCCGAUUACGAAAUGAAAUUGAUGAAUUUGGAUCAAGAACAACUUGGAAUACCUGAAACCGAUUAUUCGUGCGUUAUCAAGAUACCGUCCGCCGAAUUCGCUAGAAUUUGCAGAGAUCUUAGUCAAUUCGGCGAGUCUAUGAUUAUUUCUUGUUCUAAGGAAGGCGUUAAAUUUUCAACAGCUGGAGACGUUGGUUCAGCUAACGUGAAAUUAGCCUCAACCUACAAUGUCGAUAAAGAGGAAGAAGCUAUCGUCAUCGAUAUGCAAGAACCAGUAUCGUUGAAUUUCGCCUGCCGAUACCUUAAUUCUUUCACUAAAGCUACUCCAUUAUCGCCUCAAGUCCAAUUAUGCAUGUCUGCCGAUGUUCCUUUAGUAGUAGAAUACAAAAUCGGAGAUGUCGGAUAUAUUCGUUAUUACUUAGCUCCUAAAAUCGAAGAAGAAGAUAGUUAAGUUAUUAUUUCCGAUCAGAUUUCUGUUUUAUUUCCAAUCGUAUAGUGAAAUAUCGUCGUGAGUAUUCUAUUUGUCAUUCAAAAUGUCCUGUAAUAUUGAGUAAUUGACCAUAAACCGAUUCCUCGUUCUUUUUUUUUGAUAAAUAUUUAUUAUAUAUUUUAUAAAAUUUGAAUACUGAGAGUUUUAUUGUAUUUUUUUUUUUUAGCACAUCGAAUGUACUGCUGUGUAAAUGUGUAUCACAAUAAAACUGAUUACUUUUAUAA
This is a messenger RNA of Planococcus citri (citrus mealybug), 1249 nucleotides long. RefSeq names its product Proliferating cell nuclear antigen (gene PCNA). Gene Ontology annotation, biological process: mismatch repair; leading strand elongation; translesion synthesis. The transcript has 4 exons. NCBI's taxonomy places the organism in Eukaryota, Metazoa, Arthropoda, Insecta, Hemiptera, Pseudococcidae. Gene Ontology annotation, cellular component: PCNA complex. Bases 204 to 986 code for a protein of 260 amino acids. The record is from RefSeq and is a predicted model, not a curated record. Gene Ontology annotation, molecular function: DNA binding; DNA polymerase processivity factor activity.